This is a messenger RNA of Caenorhabditis remanei, 528 nucleotides long. RefSeq lists its product as uncharacterized. The record is from RefSeq and is a predicted model, not a curated record. The transcript has 3 exons. Lineage: Eukaryota; Metazoa; Nematoda; Chromadorea; Rhabditida; Rhabditidae. The coding region runs from base 1 to 528 and encodes 175 amino acids.
AUGAAUGUGACAACUACUUUACACUGUAAAUGUGAUGACCCGGUCGACUGGAAAGAGCGGACUCCAGCUGUUGUUAAAGAUGGUGACAAGUUGAAAGUACUCACAGUUAAGAAGCACUACAAAUUUUCAAAAGAUGAAGAGAUGGUCGUUGAAACUCCAAAAAACAACUUCUUGCCAAAAACUCCACUUAAAAGAAAGCGUGAAGACAAGAUCGAAAACGAUGAAUACCGCGAUCCAAAGAAAAUGGAAUGGAUCAGAUCCAAGGCGAAGUCCGCAAUCAUCCCAGCUGAAACUGUCGAUGUCUUGAAACCAGAGUAUUUGUUCAAGGAGACGGGACCACUCAUCAUCUAUCUUUGCAAUGCCUGCAAGAAAUUCAAUUCCGCUCGUCCAAUGGAAACUAUCGAGGAAGGAAUGACUCAAAUUCCUUUGGCAAUGUGCACUGUCUGCCGCUUCCACCACAACCAACCAUUAAACUUGAAGUUCUUCCAACACGAGCUCCCAGCUGUCAAGAAAGAAUACGAUCUCUGA